Molecule: messenger RNA, 447 nt
Organism: Vicia faba (fava bean)
Lineage: Eukaryota; Viridiplantae; Streptophyta; Magnoliopsida; Fabales; Fabaceae
Source: the annotation of a GenBank genome assembly
AUGUUUUACAUCGAAACUAUUUUGAAGCAUUUGGGAAUAAAGGAAUGCUUUUCAGAGAUUAAUCCCUGCCCUCCAAACAUGUGCAAGGGUUUAAUCAUUGAUAGAAUUCCAAAUACAGUUUGUGAAGUGGCCAACAAGAGGUUCAUCUACCUUGGUGAUGGUACUGGUGAUUACUGUCCUAGUUUGAGGUUUAGAGAAAGAGACUUUGUGAUGCCAAGGAAAAAUUUUCCAGUUUGGGAUUUGAUAUGCCAAGAUCCUUCACUUGUUAAGGCUGAAAUUCAUGCUUGGAGUGAUGGAGAAGAGUUGGAACAAGUUUUGAUGAAGUUGGUUAACAAAACUACGAUGGAUGAACAUGCUCGACUCAUUGCAUCUGAUUGCAAGCCACAAACUCUUCCCAUUCAUGUACUUGAUUCCUUGCCUAAUUGUGGCCAUAAAUUAUUAGUUUAG